Molecule: messenger RNA, 699 nt
Organism: Neoarthrinium moseri
Lineage: Eukaryota; Fungi; Ascomycota; Sordariomycetes; Amphisphaeriales; Apiosporaceae
Exons: 3
Coding region: 1-699 (232 amino acids)
Source: RefSeq, a predicted model, not a curated record
AUGGCGUCUCAAGUUGUCCGUGACCUGAUUGACAGAGUUGCUGAGAGGCGAAAGGGGGAUGAUCUCUGGUACUGUGAGCUAAUCAUCGGUUUUGCAGCUUGCAACCAUGGCGAGCUGGCCGGCCUGGUCUAUCAGAAGGCCCUCCAGAAUGCGGUUGAUGAUGUAGAGAAGAAGGAGAUAUGGAGCCGCAUCCGCGAGGCUAUUCUCAAGGCCAUGGUAUAUCUUGGACAAGCUAGGCUGCUCGCAGCAGAGCUCGCGCUCUUCGAAGUCCUGAAGCUUGAGGAUGUCGACCAGGAGACACCACAACGAGACUGGAAGGACGACGAGCACGGCAAAAUGAAAGCCGUGGAUUGGCUCACCACGCUCUCCGGCACCGAGUUCGCUGAUCGCUUUGUCACCUUGGCAGAUGAACGGUGCCCAGAUCUCUCCCAUUAUCUGAUUACGCUAUCUAACGGCCACGUCAUGACCGACGAACGCGUGCUUGACAUGGUGGAGACGGAGCGACUUAUACUUCUGGCGCUCAUGGCCCAGAACGUGGGUUGGUGGGCUCAAUCGCACUAUCGCGCGCUCAUUAGGGUGGGAGGAACAAAGGAGAUGGCACAUGCCGCCAAUGAGUUGGCCUUGGAGAUCACUAAGACCUUUGGGAUCAAGAUUGACGGUGCUUCAAACGUCGAUGAGCUGUGUGACUCGGCCAUCUGA